ACGUCCACCACCUCCUCCACAGUUACUACUGACAACAGUGACACUAUACACACCCUCCCAACGUUAUUGCUUCUACAGUGAACUCUAUUUAUACUCGGAGGUGCUCAAUGUUGUUGUAGUAUGUAGCGAUAAUGAGAACAAGGAAAAUUAUAUGUGUGAGCGAGUGAGGAUUCGUCUCAUAGGAAAGCAGAAAUAAUAGUAGGCGUUGCGUGUUGGUGCGGUGACACCCCCAGCCUAGUUCUACCGUACUGUGUAAUGUGUCAAGCGUUAGUGUUGCUGGAGAAACAACACAUCAUCUACAUUACACUAUGCGAUAACCAAGUGUGACAGGGAAUCUGAAUGCCUGAAACACACAAAAAUUCCACUUGGUCUCAAAGUAGAAUUAAAAAUCUGGCGUGAAUGAUGCCAAAGGAGAGGCGGCUGUAAUAGAAAGUAAGAAAACCCUAUUAAGGCCCACCUCCCAUUAUUGCUUAUGGCAGCUGCGUUACAUUUUGGAAUGGACGAAGCCGAAAACACCCUCGUCUCCACCUCCCAUAUUGCAGAUUGUUCCCUGUUACUGUAAGAGAAGAGGAGGCCAGGUUCUGAAAGAGAAUACUGAGAUGGGGGCCAUGAACUACCCAUCAACAACACAGGCACUCUUCGCGCUGAUUGUCAUGAUAAUUGUUUUACUGUUCAUUUUGGUGUACUGCUGCUGGGGAACCUUCUCCUGUACCCACCAAGAUGAAUCCACUGCCACAGCUGAAGAGGGAACAGUUGUUGCUCAGCAACAAGGACAACAGGUUGUAAGAGGCACGCACAUGGUCAUAGUACCAAUUAAUAAUAUGAUAUAUGUGGGUGACCCAGAGUCUCGCCGCAUAUAUCAGAUUCCUCUUAAUCAAGACAAACCCCCUGCUUACACGGAGGCAAUCAGCGGUGGACCUCCUCCCCCAUAUGCAGCAGAUAAUUCCACAUCUGAAAGUCCAGCACCAAAUACACCUAAUGUUCUGCCAGAAACAAGGACUAAUCUUCCAGAUCUUCCUCCUUCUUAUAAUGACUGUUUAUCUGCACCUAGUUCAGAUAAAUUGUGGCAGACUAUUUUGAAUGAUCUUGCAAGAGAACAACAAGGACGUCAAAACCCAGAGCCCACUCCAGAACCUCCGGAAGGUCAACAUGUUCAACGGUCAGAAAGUGACGUAGAUGCACCGAAACCAUCUAUUCCUACAUCAUCCACUCCAAUAAGUGAUAAUCAGGACCAAAAAGUACCAGAAGCUCCUGAUGGUAGACAGGAAGGUGUAGUUCUUCACCCGGCUAACUUAGUGACACAAGCUAAUGUUGAUCCUUCCUAUGAGAAUAGGAAUGCAGAGGACUGUGAAGCAUCAUUGCCUGCAACUGUACAAUCCAGCUGAUUUAAUUAAUUUAAAUGUAAAAUUGAAGUUGUCCUAUUGUUUAUAUGAGGAAAAAAAUUUACAUAAGAACUUCCCAUCUACUGACUGGCCAAUACAUACAAAACAUAUCAAAUGGUGACGAAGUGUAUACAGUAUCUAAAAUCUGUUUAUCAUUGAAAAAUAAAAUAAGCCCCACCCACAUUUAUUUCUUGUGGGUUUGUGAUUGAGCCACCCACAGAUGUUACAUUUCAAAUCCAUAUGACCAUCAGCUGUCAAUCAGGGACAAGGCAGUUCCAUCGCCUUCUCAAGUACAGUAAUAGGUCAAGUAUUGUCAAGUCUCCUCUCAUAAAAUCCAGUAAUAAAUACCGGUAAUACUAAUAAUAAUGAAUGACUAGCUGGUCUAACAGUACUUUGCUUGGAUAACAAAAUUUUGUAAUCAAGGCAAAUAAUAUCAGACAAAUUUGUUUUAAUUCUAAAAUUGUGCCCAGAGUGAGUGUUGGUGUGUCGGUUGAUGGUGGUGAAGUCACUAUAUAACUACAUUUAUUGUGUAUGUGGACAACAUUACUGUACUUUCUUGUUUGGAUAUAUAAGUACAAUACUGUACUGUAUAUAAGAACUUUCUGGAAACUUGCUCACAUCACUACAAAUCCAACCACAGUUUUCCGUCCUUGCAUAAAUUUAAAGUAAAAAUACUGAGAAGCUACAAAAUGCCUUAAGUUGAUAGCAUAAUAAUCUUAUAAAGCAUUGUCAGUAUAUGCUACAGUAAUAUGUUUAUACUUGUAUAAAUAAAAUUACCCUUGUACAUCCACUGUCAUUAAAAACAUUUCAAUGGUUAGACAAAAGCAUGAGACUAUACAAUCACAGAACAGAAAUUUAAUGGGUUACCUUACUCAUGUACCGCUGAUUGACACUUUCAUACAAAUCCUUCACACAUCCUGUUCAAUGUUUGUUAAUCUCACUGAUUAUGUGAAACCUUUAUGAGAAUUAAAGCAGUUUUUAAUUACUCUUGAUGAGCACAUAAUCUGGCAUUUUCAUUGUCAUUAAUGCCAUACAGGUAGAAUAGUACAUUAAAACAGUAUAGUAAGAUGCUGUAAAUUGACUGACCUCUAUUACGUCAUUGUUAUAACCAUGACAGAGGCAGAGACUCAUUGGGGUAAUUUCUCUUCCAUCCCAGGUGACUAAGGGAGAAUGAGCAAGCUUGGGGAAGUUUAUAAGACUGAUCAGUAUAUUAAGUAUUGUAUUGUUGUACUGUACAGUGUACAUACAGUAUCUUAUUUCUUGCUUCAUAUUUCAUGUCAAUAUACCCAUUAUAAAAAACAUGUUGAAUUAUAGUGUACGGUAGCCAAGAUGAACCAAGCUGGUCAUAAAGACAUGUAAGAUUGUAAGUGCAGUAUUUUGAUAUUCAGUACAGGUACAACACAAGGGGGUACUUUUGUGGAAUGUGAUUUUACAGAGGGGUAACAAGAAGUAAGCUUAAUAAAACCAUAUUUUAUCAUUCCACUCAAGUUAUUACAGUAUUUUUUCCAAUAAUGAGGCAUGAAAAUACGUAACCAAUUAUUCUCCCAGCAGGUGGUUGUCUUUAAUACUGGGAUGGAGCAAGUGAGUACGUAAUUCAGAGGAAACAUUUAAGUGGGAUGUAGAUGGGAAAAUUUUUAUUGUACUGUACUUGAUGCAGUAACCCUGAGAAGAUGUAUUUAGAUUUCAUGUUUUCAGUUUAAUAAAAGUGUUUGAGGUGUGGGAGGAAGGGAACAGUCUUAAAAUUUGGUUUUAUGCUGAGCUUGUUGAACAGGUAGCAGAUAUACUGCCAUCUAAAUUUUCUGUAUUCUGGCCCUCCAAGUUAUGAAUUGUAGAUGUAGUCAUUCUGUAUUCUGUUACCACGAACUUUUGAUACAGGUAACAUAACAUGAAGUUGUUAAAUGUAAAUAUUAAUUACUGUACUGUACUAUUAUUCCAAGUGUCAGUUUCAAAUAUCAUGAAAUAAGAAUGUGAUAAUAACCAUACAGUAAGUUAGUGCUUAAGUAUGUUUAUAACUGUACAUCCUUUGUAGUUUCUGAUUUCUAAAAAAGUCUUACACAUUAA
Messenger RNA from Homarus americanus (American lobster), 3443 nucleotides. RefSeq lists its product as uncharacterized. NCBI's taxonomy places the organism in Eukaryota, Metazoa, Arthropoda, Malacostraca, Decapoda, Nephropidae. The record is from RefSeq and is a predicted model, not a curated record. Bases 600 to 1385 code for a protein of 261 amino acids. The transcript is spliced from 4 exons.